AGUGGCUGUCAGUUGGUCGACUGACGUGAGACGUGAGAUCGAUUGUGGUCGGGAUGAUUUCAUGAUUACAAACAAACCGUGCCAGUCGGUAUCGCAUCGCAUAGUUCCAGAUAAUGUGCCUUCCACUGCGAGCGCUGCGACACAGAUAACUCGUACAGCGAGCGAGACAAGCCGCCGUGUGUAUACCGCCAGUAUUGUUAUGUUAUUGUGCAGACAUGGAUAACUUCUUCACGGACUUUACCAAAAAUGACAUGUUCGCGAGCUGGACGCCGCAGCCGGCGCCGGGCGCCGCGCAGCUGCCGGCCGGGCAUCACACACCCCCCACACGACCGCCGCAGCCACUCGCCAAGCGGCCGCAGCGCGACCGAUACUUGCGUUGUGUUGCAGACGGCGAGCCGCCCGCCAAGCGCGCCGCGCCCUCCAUCCGCGUCGGCGCCGGCUUCAAGUGGAACCUGCAGACGCUGGCGGCGGCGGCGGACGCGGUGGAGUGCGGCGGCAAGUCGCCGGUGUCGGCGCUGAACGAGCUGGGCGUGCGCGUGGCGUACGUGGUGCUGCGGCAGGGCGGGCCGGCGCACUGCCCCAGCUUCCACGUGGCCGUCACCGUGGCCGACCUGCGCUUCGAGGGCUGCGGCCACUCCAAGCGCGAGGCGCGCGCCGCCGCCGCCCGCGCCUGCCUGGCGGCGCUGCUGGCGCGCGCGGGGCGCGUGCUGCCCCCGCCCGCGCCGCCCACCGCGCCCCCGCGCGCCCCCGACUUCACCAGCGACGAGCCGCACAUGUUCCCCCCAGUAAACUUCCAGUGCCCGGCGCCGAUGCAGGCGCCGCCCCUGAAGCCGGUGGAGAUGGCGGUGGACAGCUCGGCGGCGCUGUUCGGCGCUGGGGGCGGGGGCGCGGCGCUGAAGAGCCCCAUCAACGUGCUGUACGAGAACUACUCGGGGCUCACGUUCACCUGCACCUUCGGGGACGGCUCCCCCCUCACGGCGCCGCAGGCGCCGCUGCAGCUGAGCCACAGCAUGCGGUUCAAGGUGGUCUGCCAGGUCAAGGAGCACAAGUUCGAGGGAUACGGGUCGAGUAAGAAGCUAGCCAAGCUGGCGGCGGCGCGGUCGGCGCUGGCGGCGCUGGAGGAGGGCGGAGGGCCGCGGAGUGAGCCCGUGCCCGCGCAGCACGGCCUGCACCAGACGCUGGCCGACCACAUCGGCAAGCUGGUCAACGAGAAGUUCAACGAGCUGAUGAAGAACGACCUCGUGCACUCCAAGCGGAAGGUGCUGGCCGGCAUAGUGAUCACUAUAGACAACCGAGCAGAGGAUGCGCGCGUUAUAGCGGUGACGACGGGCACGAAGUGCGUGUCGGGCGAGCACAUGUCGGUGUCGGGGCGCGCGCUCAACGACUGCCACGCCGAGGUGGCGGCGCGCCGCUGUCUGCAGCGCCACCUGUACGCGCAGCUGGCGCAGUACGCGCGCAGCCCGGACCCGACCGUGGCCAUAGAAGACAACGACCUGGAGCCCCUGCCCGGCGGCGGGUACCGGCUGAAGCCGUCGCGGCAGGUGCACCUGUACGUGAGCACGGCGCCGUGCGGCGACGGGCGCAUCUUCUCGCCGCACGAGCCGCACCUGGCGGAGCCCGACCGGCACCCCAACCGGCUGGCGCGCGGCCAGCUGCGCACCAAGAUCGAGUCGGGCGAGGGCACGAUCCCCGUGAAGAACUGCCACAACGUGGUGCAGACGUGGGACGGCGUGAUGCAGGGCGAGCGCCUGCUGACCAUGUCGUGCUCCGACAAGGUGGCGCGCUGGGCCGUGGUGGGGCUGCAGGGCGCGCUGCUGUCGCGCCUGCUGCGGCCCGUGUACCUGUCCUCGCUCGUGCUGGGCUCGCUGCUGCACCCGCACCACAUGUACAGAGCCAUCUGCGGGCGCAUCGAGUCGUACCUGUCGUGCCUGCCCCCCCCCUUCCAGCUGCAGUGCCCCCUGCUGUCGCGCGCCGCCAGCACCGAGGCGCGGACGCCGGCGCGCGCGCCCUCCUUCAGCGUCUGCUGGGUCUGCACGCACCCGCUGCCCGAGGUGAUCAACGCGACGACGGGCAAGCUGGAGUCGGGUCAGCCGUCGCUGCUGUGCAAGCAGAGCAUGUUCGCGCGCUGGCAGUUCCUGGCGCGCCGCCUGCCGCCGCUGCCGCCCGACCAGGCCGCGCCCCCCGCGCCCCUCGACAUCUCCGACACGCUGCUGUACAACGAGGCCAAGCAGAUGUGUCCCGCCUACCAGUUGGCUAAGCGGCGUCUGACGGAGGCGUUCGAGCGCGCCAAGCUGGGCAGCUGGAUCCGGCGGCCGCUGGAGCAGGACCAGUUCGUGUGCGAGCUCACGGACGCAGACCCCGCGCUCCUGUUCACUUAGGCGGGCCCACAGUCCGCGCCGUGUGGCGCCGCGCCCCCGCGCCCCCGCCGCGCGCGCACGCGCCCCCGCGGCCUCACGUGAGCGCGCGCGGCGGGGGCGGGCGCGCCCCCAGCCACUGAUGAUGUCUACCAAAGCAGUCGCAGCUUGUAGUAUUCGAGACGCGGCCGGCCCCCCCCCCCCCCCGGGCCGCCCGGCCGCGCGCGCUUUGGUAGUGGAUCAUGCCGCGGCGCCACACGAGCUCGGUGUAGACCAACCUUGGAGGCAGAGUACAGUCACCCCCCGCGCCCCCGCGCCCCCUGCCCCCGCCGCCCCCCCGUCGCCGCGCCACCUGUCGCAGUUACUCACAGACAUAUCGCGCGCCCCGGUGCCGCGCGAUGUCUUCUCCGCUCCGCCCUGUGUACGGUUGUGUAAGGCUGUGUAUGCUGUGUAUGCUGUGUACGGCAGUGUAGCGUGUGUAGGGAGCGGACUAGACAUGGCGCGGCGUGGGGCGCGCCGAUUGUCUCCGAGUAGCGCGGCGCGUGCCGCCAUACACGUGUCGGUGCCCUGUGUCUGUCUAUAUAUAUACAUAUAGAGAUAAUGUCUGUCUGUCUGUCGCGACGUGUCGGCCGCAGUGCCGCGAUACCAAAGAUAUUACUGAGCACUCGCGCCCGCCGCGUCGCGUAAUAUAUUGCAUGUUGCUGACUUAUAACACGGUACUAUUCACAAGCCUGUUAGUCUCACAGAUCUAGUAUAGACCGGCAACGCACCUGUAACGCCUCUGGUGUCGCGGGUGUCAGUUGAUCCGUCUGCUUAAAUUAAAACAUUUCGAAGGUUUGUGAAUAGUACUCAUAUUAUAGUUAUGUACCAGUUUAUGUUUGUUUGACCCCCCUACCCCCUCCCCCCUCGUGUAGUUACCGACCGACGGAGUUACCCAGUGAGUGUAGCGCGGGUUCAGUUCCCGUGUAGAGACCUAUGUUUUAUAAAGUUGACAUGAUAGUGAUUAGUGCGCCCCACUCACACUAGUGCAGUCUGUCGGUGUCUACACACGUACAAGUGUGUGUGUGUGUGUGUGUGUGUGUGUGUGUGUGUGCGUGUGUGUGUGUACAAGUACCUGUGCCUGUGAUGUCGGAACACAAAGACCGUAUUGUAAGAGUAUUUUUUUAAAUAAAGCCUGUAACACACUCGUAACGUCGCGCCAGUAGUCAAGUAACGCUCCGAGUAUUCUAGUCUGUUCUCACCUUAACUUAGUGUAGAGUUAGUACUAGUAGGAGGUACCUAGUUGGGGGAUCCCUUAGCUAAACAUGUUGAAAUCGUACAAUUAACAAGUUUUAAUAGUUGUAAGUGGAUUCUAAAUCAAUAUGUCGAAGUAAUUGUUGAUACUUUCUGAAUUUAUCGUAAAUAAGUUGUGAAUGGAGACGCACACGAGGCAAUGCGAGUGAGACCUGAGGAAGUAGAGUAGUGUUAGCGAGUCAAGUCUAACCAAUAGUAAAUUAUAUCGUAGGUAGAUUAAUUAUUGUACUUUACAUAGUGUAAGAUCUGUAAUUGGCACAAAUCGAUCCCCUGUCUAUAAGACCAAACGAAGCGAGCUACGAUAAACACUACGCACGCGCGCGCCAUCUAGUUGUAAAGUCCGGGAACUAUUUGCUCUGUUGUUGUUGUUGUUGUGGUACUAGAUGGCGCCACGUGUCCGCAUCGCGUUACGAGUGCUGCGCGUACCUUGUUGUAAUAAUAAAUAAUUAGAUUAUGUUUGUAUUUAGUUAAUGUAAUGUUAUAAUGAUUGGGCCGCGGGCGUCGCCCGCCCGCUGUACGCUGGAUGAAGCAGGAUUAAGUUAAUAAAUCAGUUUGUAUGCA
Spodoptera frugiperda (fall armyworm) is the source of this 4208-nucleotide messenger RNA. RefSeq names its product double-stranded RNA-specific editase Adar (gene Adar). Gene Ontology annotation, biological process: adenosine to inosine editing; RNA processing. The transcript is spliced from 13 exons. NCBI's taxonomy places the organism in Eukaryota, Metazoa, Arthropoda, Insecta, Lepidoptera, Noctuidae. The record is from RefSeq and is a predicted model, not a curated record. Gene Ontology annotation, cellular component: cytoplasm; nucleolus. Bases 216 to 2378 code for a protein of 720 amino acids. Gene Ontology annotation, molecular function: double-stranded RNA adenosine deaminase activity; tRNA-specific adenosine deaminase activity; double-stranded RNA binding.